Molecule: messenger RNA, 2285 nt
Organism: Lolium rigidum
Lineage: Eukaryota; Viridiplantae; Streptophyta; Magnoliopsida; Poales; Poaceae
Product: phosphomevalonate kinase, peroxisomal-like
Exons: 12
Coding region: 1-2064 (687 amino acids)
Biological process (GO): isopentenyl diphosphate biosynthetic process, mevalonate pathway
Cellular component (GO): peroxisome
Molecular function (GO): phosphomevalonate kinase activity; ATP binding
Source: RefSeq, a predicted model, not a curated record
AUGAACUUCGAUGAUGACGCGGCCAACAACGACAAUAUGAAGCACCACCAUGUCUUGGAGGUAUCCCUUGACAAGGGGAGUCUUCUGGUGCAGCAAAACGUCGAGGUGCAGGAGCUUGUGCACAAAAAUGUAGGUGCAGGAGGACGGGUGAUGCUGUACACCGGCCAGUGCAGUGCUCGCACAGCACCCCACACCCCUACAUGCGUGAGGUGGCUUGCUAGGCUGCGGCCCAACAACAUCAGAUCGUGCUCAGGCCCACCCCCACGUUCGUGGAGGCAGGCUGUCCUGCCGCCCUCCGUCAACGAGAUCGAGCGUGGGAUCCUGCACGUUCCGCGGCGACACCACGCGCACCUAAACAUCACAACGCCCCGCCCCGCGCUGCGCGGCGCCGCCCCACCCCCCAGUCCACGCUCCAGCCACCCGCCGCUCAUCCUCGGUUCCUCCGCCGCACCCACAAACGUGCUUCUCCGCGCGGCGCAAGACCUCCGCAUCGCGCUCCACAGGCUACAGUCGCGGCAAAGGAGAAGAAGGCCAUGGAAGGUCGCGUCGGCGCCGGGGAAGGUGCUCGUCGCGGGGGGCUACCUGGUGCUGGAGCGCCCCAACCCCGGCCUCGUCCUCAGCACCACCGCCCGCUUCUACGCCAUCGUCCGCCCCAUCCACGACGAGCUCAGCCCGGGCUCCUGGGCAUGGGGGUGGACGGAUGUGAAGGUGACCUCGCCUCAGCUUUCCCGGGAGGCCACCUACAAGCUGUCCCUCAAGCACUCGAUGCUCCAGUUGACCUCUGCAAGGGAGUCUGGAAACCCUUUCGUGGAGCAGGCCAUACAGUUCUCCAUCGCAGCUGCUAAAGCGAUUGUUACUGAUAAGGAGAAGAAGGACACGCUAGACAAGCUGCUGUUGCAAGGUUUGAACAUUACAAUUCUGGGCUCCAAUGAUUUCUAUUCGUAUAGAAAGCAGAUUGAAGCACGUGGUCUGCCUCUAUCUCCAGAGGUAUUGCUUUCAUUGCCUCCAUUUUGUUCAAUUACAUUUAACUCAGAAGUUGCUAAUGGAACUGGAGAAAUAUCCAAACCUGAAGUGGCAAAAACUGGACUUGGGUCAUCAGCUGCCAUGACUGCAUCAGUUGUCGCGGCUCUUCUUCACUAUCUUGGAGCUGUUAACCUUUCGUGUUUGGAUCAAUCUUCCAGUGAUAGUGCAACUGAACGAAAUCUUGACUUGGUGCAUGCUAUUGCUCAAAGUGCACAUUGUAUAGCACAAGGGAAGAUUGGCAGUGGUUUUGAUGUUAGUGCUGCUGUCUAUGGUAGUCAGCGUUAUACAAGGUUUUCUCCAGAAAUACUCUCCUCGGCUCAGGUUUCAGGAGGAUGUUGCUUGCCAGAAGUAGUAGCAGAUAUUGCUACUGGGAAGUGGGAUCAUGAGAAGACUCGAUUUUCUUUGCCUCCUCUGAUGUGCCUUCUUCUGGGCGAACCUGGAACUGGAGGAUCAUCUACUCCAUCAAUGGUUGGAUCUGUGAAGAAGUGGCAGAAGUCUGACCCUGAGAAAUCCAAAGAUACAUGGAGCAAGUUGGGAAUGGCCAACUCAGUGCUGGAGGAACAAUUGAGAAACUUGAACAAACUUGCCGAAGAUCAUUGGGCGGCCUAUGAAUCCGUAGUGCGGUCCUUUAGUCAUCUGACAUGGAUGAAGUGGACAGAGGUGGCUACUAAUCAGCAUGAAGAACUGAUUGUCAGAUCAUUAUUAGCUGCUAGAAAUGCUUUCCUCGAAAUAAGGCUUCAUAUGCGUGAGAUGGGUGUGGCAGCCGGUAUUCCAAUUGAGCCAGAGUCACAGACACAGCUUCUGGAUGCCACUAUGAAUAUGGAAGGUGUUCUACUAGCUGGUGUUCCUGGAGCUGGUGGUUUUGAUGCAGUUUUCUCAGUGACCUUGGGUGAAGCAAGUGGUGCUGUAGCAAAUGCUUGGAGCUCCGCUGGCGUCCUCCCACUUCUUGUUCGAGAAGACUCUCGGGGCGUUUCACUGGAAGCUGGUGAUCCAAGAACAAGGGAGGUGUCAACCGCUGUGUCAUCCAUACAGAUUAACUGAUAUAUUCUUGAUGAUAAAUUCAGUAAUCUUUUCCUACGAUGUACUAUCUUUGGUGCCUCAUUCAUUUAGGAGUAGCACUACCGGACAAAUUCAAAAAUUCGCUUGGUUAGAAUAAGUGCUCAGCACGGAGGAACAUAGCAUGAAGUACUUCUGAUAGGACAGUGCAAGAGUGUAUAAAUGGGAAGCUCUUGUUAUUGCCUGUAUUGCUCGUAGCCAUGGAA